AUGCUGGGUUCGAAGCGUCUUAGUAUCAGCAAUGAACAAGAUUGUGCAUACACGUCUUCGGUAUUCUCCGUGAUAGACUUGCAGUGUGGUUUUGAUCGAACGGUAUUGGCGAAAAUACCGGGUCAUCAAUACAUCCCAAAAGUGCGGUAUGCGAUGGCAAAACUCCUGGCUGGAAAAGAUCACAAGGGUCUGAACAUGUCAAUUUUAUAUCUCCAAGACGUCUUCACAAAUUGUAACAGCGCUUUUGGUUGUUUGGCAACUGUUCUCCGAAGUGGCGCCUCCAUUGCUGCAAAUAUGGACGUAGAGUCGAUUUCCGAAGGCUUAGAAGGUUCAGGUGCUGCUAAUCUUACGACUUGGCUUGAGGGCACAGAAGCUUCUUGGGUGCUGGACAAACUGAACAAGCUCUCUCAAAGUCAUGUCGCUCUUCAGAACCGAAACAAUCCAAAGGAGUUGCCGAUCAGGACUUGCCUAUAUGUUGAGGGCUGUUUCUUGUUUUCGCGUUGCCGCGGCUUUUCGACAGUCUGCUUCCAGGAUUCUCACUGA
Molecule: messenger RNA, 543 nt
Organism: Cooperia oncophora
Lineage: Eukaryota; Metazoa; Nematoda; Chromadorea; Rhabditida; Trichostrongylidae
Source: the annotation of a GenBank genome assembly